Fusarium oxysporum Fo47 is the source of this 1095-nucleotide messenger RNA. Its product is annotated as bZIP transcription factor. The transcript has 2 exons. The record is from RefSeq and is a predicted model, not a curated record. NCBI's taxonomy places the organism in Eukaryota, Fungi, Ascomycota, Sordariomycetes, Hypocreales, Nectriaceae. Bases 111 to 917 code for a protein of 268 amino acids.
ACGGUACCUACAUCAAGAAGAGCUCAAGUCUCAUAUGGGCUGGCUUUCGCCGCCAUCAUUGACGUAGCUUAGACUUUGGAUCGGCAUCCAGAUGAACUGUAUUUGCCAAUAUGACAGGAGGAAAGAAGGAGGGCUCGACCAAUCCAUCAGCUGUCCGGAUUCGUGACAACCAACGACGGUCCCGUGCACGACACAAGGAGUAUGUCGAAGGUUUGCAAAAGAAGCUUCAAGACUAUGAGCGCCGAGGUGUUGAAGCGACGUUGGAGAUGCAACAAGCAGCUCGCAGUGUUGCUGUCGAAAACUCACGCCUAAAAAUCCUGCUGGGGUACCACGGCAUCACUAAUGAGGACGUUGAAAAGUUCUUGCAGAGCUUUCCAGACCAACCCGCUUCAGAAGCCGCAAAGGCAACGAUUUCACAGUCGACAUCUGGUCAACCACUUCUCGCCGCAGCACCCAAGAUCCCUCUCCAACCCCUAUCAAGAGGACACUCAGCAGAACCCCCGAGGUCAACGUUACCGCCUCCCCAUAUCGCACCAGAGAAGACGAGUACUCGAGAUGUGGUGGACGCCGUCGUAGGGAUCAAGAGAGACUCUCGUAAAGCUGGUCUUCCCAGCGGACCAACGCUUCCUUUACCAGUGGAGCAGCGGCAACCGCUGUUGCAACCUCGACCUCAACCGCCCAUUCUGCCAGCAUUGCCAGCUCUCGUCCUCGGUCAGGGUAGGCCAGACCCCAAUUCCCUCGAUAAACUCUCAGUUCUUGCGACAGCGAGCGUACAUCAAGAACCUGACAAAAACAAGCACCACCGUACGCAUUCAAAUGCCGAUAGCCUUCGUGUACCGAGCCCGUCAAUACUGGGGCAAAGUUCGCCAGCGUCGUCACAUACAACCCCUAGUCGAAUAAGUUCGACAUCUCCGUGAAGCCAGAAGGACGGAUACAGCUGGAAUACGGCACAACGAGUAUCCGUGCCAACGUACAUAUUUGACAACACAGUCCAUCGAGGGAAUAUGGUUGAGGAGUCUGGCGGCGAAUUCGUAAAAAGAGAUACCAAGAAGCGGAAAGAGAACGGAGUUUUUGAAGGUGUUGAGCUGAUUGAAU